UCUGGGUGUUUGUGGAUUGUUGGUGUAAUAAUAAAGUACUUACUUUAGUUGUUGUGAAGCCUUAUUGUGGGUGAGUUUUAUUUGGAGUGUGAUCUGCUAAACACAAGAAUAAUAAAUAACAUGGAAUCUAAGGAGGAUAUUGUUAUAGCCGGUAUUUCUGGCAGGUUUCCAGAAUGCAACAAUGUCGAAGAAUUUAGAGAAGCUCUUUUACAAGGGAAGGAUUUGCUCACUGCAGACGAUAGGAGAUUUCCUGCAGGAAUUAAAAAUUUGCCUAAACGAAGUGGAAAAAUUUUAGACAUAGACAAAUUUGAUGCCACGUUCUUUGGUCUUCAUCCAAAGCAAGCAAACUUUACAGAUCCACGUCAUAGGAUACUUCUUGAAACUGUCUAUGAAGCAAUAGUUGAUGCUGGAUACAAUCCUGAUGAAUUACGUGGAAGUAAUACAGGAGUAUACAUUGGAUUAUCCCUGUUUACUAACUUUAAUGAAAUGAUAUCAGAAGAUACGAAUGGGUAUUCUAUCCUGGGGUCAAGUCUCUGCAGUGCAGCCAACAGAAUAUCGUUUUGUUUCGAUUUUACUGGUCCAAGUUAUUCUCUGGACACAGGAUGUUCAGGCUCAUUAUAUGCUUUCACGCAUGCUGUAGACCAUCUUAGGAGUGGAGAAAUUGAGUACGCUAUUGUUGGGGGUACUCAUAUAGGACUAAGUGCAACGGAAUCAGAACAGUACAACAAUUUAAACAUGCUCUCACCCGAUGGAAUGUGUAAGGUGUUCAGCAAAAACCGAAAUGGAUUUGCGAGAUCUGAGGCAAUUUGUGCGUACUUCCUGCAGAAAGCUAAAGGUUCCAGGAGGAUUUAUGCUACGGUUGUCGGAGCAAAAGCUAAUACUAAUGGAUAUAACGAGGAUGGUUACACCUUCCCAUCUGUAGAAGGACAAUAUAGAUUAUUAAAAGAAUUAUAUACUGAGAGUAAGGUGUCUAUAGAUGACGUCGUUUACGUUGAAUUGCACGGAACUGGCAGCAAAGUUGGUGAUAUUGUAGAAUGUCAAUCGCUAGUUAACAUGUUUGGUAAGAACCGAAAAGAGCCGCUUCUGAUUGGAAGCGUCAAGUCCAAUAUGGGACAUGGCGAACCAACUGCUGGUUUGGCAGGUAUAACUAAGGUAAUAAUAGCUAUGGAAUCUGGAAUCAUACCAGCUAACCUUCAUUAUGAUCCCAUUGAUGAGACAUUGCCAGGCUUGAAAGAGAAACGAUUAAAGGUGGUAACAAGCAAUACCCAAUAUAAAGAAGGAAUAGUUGGUAUAAAUGCAUUCGGAUUUGGUGGAGCCAAUUCCCAUAUUCUUUUGAAGCCUCAUACAACAUAUAAAUCAACAUCGACUGUAGCCACACCAAAACCGUAUCGUUUGGUUCACGUGUCCGGAACGACACAUGAAGCAGUUGAAUAUUAUCUUGCUAAACUAAAUAAAAAUCGCAGCGAUGAAGAAUUGUUGUGCUUAGUGGAUGAAAUACACAAAAGAAAUAUUCAAGGGCAUAACUAUAGAGGUUAUGCUGUAUUAGGCGAUCAUUCUAUCCAGGAAAUAAAAAAAUACAAGUUGGAGAAGCGGCCCAUUUGGUUUGUAUAUUCUGGAAUGGGCGCACAUUGGCCCGGAAUGGGAAAAGAUUUAAUGCACAUCGAAGUAUUCAGAACUACCAUCAAUCGUUGUGCUCAAGCAUUAAAACCAUACGGAGUCGACUUAAUUGAUGUUAUAAUGAGUGGUUCACCAUCGGCUUUGGAGAAUUUGGGAAACUGUUUUUCCGCAAUUAUAUCUAUAAGUAUUGCGUUAACAGACCUUUUGGCUAAUUUGGGUAUUGUUCCUGAUUACUUCAUAGGUCAUUCACUAGGAGAAGUAGGUUGCGCAUACGCGAAUGGAGAUCUCACACCAGAACAAGCCAUUAUGUUGGCAUUCGCAAAGUAUUAUGCAUGUACAAAAACAAAGUUACCUACUGGACAGAUGGCAGUUAUAGGCAUGUCGAAACACGCCGUACAGAAAAUCCUCCCAGAGGAUAUAUUUAUAGCUUGCCAUAACGGAAAAGAAAGCGUUACCAUAACUGGACCAGCUGAAUCUACUAAAGAGUUGGUAAAUAAAUUACAAGAUAAGGGAAUUUUUGCUAGAGUAGUCUACACUGGUAAUAUUGCUUUCCAUUCCAAAUAUUUACUAGACGCGCCCAAACAUUUUAAAAACUUCAUGGAACCGAUCCUUUCAAAUCCCAAACCUAGAUCGAAGAAGUGGAUAUCAAGUUCUGUUCCUGAUGGUAAAGAAAAUGAGACAUGGGCCAACACCAAUUGUGCGGAAUAUCAUACGAAUAACUUUCUAAAUAGGGUUUGCUUUGAUAGAGUGUUUGAGAAGGUUGAACCAAACGCAAUCGUAAUAGAAAUAGGUCCACAUGGAAUUAUGCAAGCUGUUUUGAAGAAAGAGCUGGGACCAAAUAAUUCUCUGUUUAGUUUAUUGGACAAAAACCUUGGAAAUCAAGAAGCGUGUCUGCUGUCUUCAAUUGGAAAAAUAUUUAAUGCUGGUGUCAAUCCAAAUUUAAGAAAGCUAUAUAAUGGAACAACGUUUCCAGUGAAAGCAGGAACUAAAAUGAUAGCGCCACUCGUAAAAUGGGAUCAUAGUGUGUCAUGGUUUGUACCAUAUUGGAAAAACAACCAAUCUCUCGGAUAUUUAGUGACAGUUAAUUUAAACGACGCUAAAUAUUCUUAUUUAAAAGGACAUAAUAUCGAUGGUAAAAUUGUCAUGCCUGCAGCUGCAUAUUUGGAAAUGGUCUGGCAAGCAAAGGCUAACAUAUGCUUGAAAGAAAUCACUGAGUUGUCAGUAUUAUUAAAAAAUAUAAAAUUUCACAACAUGAUAACCUUACAAGAUAACGAAAAUGUCGAAUUCGUAGUAACCAUUAUAAAAGAAAGUGGAAACUUUGAAAUAUUUUCUGGAGAUCUAUUGGUAGCAACAGGAAAUAUUUGUGUUCUUGAAAAAGGCGGUGAAAAUCCUAAAUCGUUUAUCAAAGAGAUUAAUAAACAGGACACUAUAAACUUGAGAAAAGAGGAUUUCUACAGAGAGGCUCAUUUGAGACGGCAUCUUUACUACGGCAAAUUUCAGGGAAUUGUUGAAUGUGACCUUAGUGGUGUACAAGGCAAAAUUGAGUGGAUGGAUAAUUAUGUCAGUUUUAUCGACUCCAUGUUUCAGUUAUCACUAUUAUCAGAGUGUACCCGAAAUCUCUCAAUACCAACUAGUAUACGAAGGAUAGAACUAAAUCCAAAACUACAUAUUAGAGAUUCAAAUAAUAAGUAUUUGGAAGUCACCAGAGAUCCCGACCUUUGCAUAACAAAAUGCGGAGGUAUAGAAAUCCAGGGCCUUAAAUUUACACAACUUCCUCGAAAGUCCAUUCCAGAUUCUAACCUGCUAUUAGAAAAAUUUGAAUUUGUUGCCUAUGACGCCUCGCAAAACAAAUAUUACACAUUGUACAAUUCUUUAGUGAUAGCUAUGCAGAUAAUAAAGCAAAACAGUAAUGGUCUUAUCAAGAAAUUAACAAUUGGGGAACUAAAGGACACUGAAGACUCUAAUCUAGAGCUGACCGAGAAAAUUAAAGCAGUUUUAAAGAAUCAAGUCAUGGCGGAUAUUGAAUUCUUAAUUACAACACCAACUCAAAUAAAAACGAUGAAUGCUAAAUUUGAAAGCAUUAUAGUUACAAUUGAAAUGUUCGAAAAAAUUCAUUCAAAUAUACUGACAAAAUACAUAAGAGACGAUGGCUUCAUUUUGUGUAUUGGGUCCAUAAAAAGAGAAAAUUUAUUUCAACACGAAAUCAUUUUUAGAACCGAACACCUUUGUCUCGUAAGAAGAAGAAAAGAUUUUCCUAGCUCUUAUAAUACACUUAAUAUCCGAACUGAUGAUUUUGGAUGGUUGAAUAAACUAAAAAAAUUUAUUGCAAACAAACAACAAAAAACUAUUUUUAUAUUUAGUCAACAGGAAGAUCAUUCUGGUAUAAUAGGUCUCCAAAAAUCCCUUCUUGCGGAAGUGACCAUUCCAGAAUUUAAAGCAGUAUUUACUGACAAGGGUGCUGACAUAUUUUCAGUCGACGAUGAAUUCUAUAGAGAUCAGCUCCUCAAAGGUCUAGCAUAUAACGUACUAAGAAAUAAUAAGUGGGGCACGUACGUACAUUUACCCCUUGAAGAAAUAAAGUUAAUGAGGAUGGAAAACGCUGAGAUUCGAUCUCGCAGCUCCAACACAUCUACUCUACUUUGGAUGGAAAAGCCGAUUAUAAACUUACCAAAAGAACAAACGAUGCAUAUUAUAAAUAUAUACUACUCGACUUUUAAUUAUAAACAUGUAAUGCAGUAUUCACCGUACACCUUUGGAUAUGCUGGUACAAAACCCAAUGGUACGAGAGUAAUGGGCAUAGCUUCCAAGGAGCGCAUCAGUAUACAGAUUAAAAAUGAUGUGGACUUUACGUGGGAGGUUCCAAAGUGCUGGACACUAAAACAGGCAGCUACUAUACCUCUUCAUUAUAUAACGGCAUAUUACGUUUUGAUGGAAAAAGGUAAAAUAGGAAAGAAUAAUUCUUUAUUACUACAAGAUGGUGCCAGUGGAAUAGGAAGUGCAGUGAUUGCAAUAGCUCUUAGCUUUAGAGCUAUUAUAUUUAUAAGUGUUAACUCAGAGGAAGAAAAAUGUACCCUGAUUCAACUGUAUCCAUUACUAGAUCCAACUAAAAUAGCUACUUCAAGUGAAGCAAUUCAAGACAUAGUUCUAGAACAAACAAAAGGAAGGGGUGUUGAUUUGGUAAUUAAUCCAGUCGGAGGAAUAUUCAUCGAAAAUUCUUUAAAUUGUUUAACAAAGCAGGGCAAGUUCAUACAACUUACCAACCAAAACAAUUUUGACGAAAUAAAGUUGGAUUCAAACAUGAUGCAAAAAAAUUUUAACAUCUAUUGUAUUGAUCUAAAUUCUAUAUUCGAAGAGGAUCUGUACAUUAAACAAAAGCUCAAAAAACUAUUAGAAGAAGGUAUCACAUAUUAUAAAGUAGUAAAACCACUACCAUCUCUUGUCUUCAACGCUACAGAAAUAGAAACCGGAAUAGACUAUUCAGAAAAAAGCAAAGAAACGGUUCUAAUAAAACUACGUGGGGAAACAUCUUCGAAAAAAGAGAAGCUUUCAGUACAUCCAAAGGUGUUUUUUAAACCUAACAAAACUUAUAUCAUAGUCGGUGGCUUAGGUGGUAUUGGUUUAGAAUUGACCAGCUGGCUAAUCAAAAAUGGUGCCACAAAGAUAGUUUUAAAUGGACGCAGAGAUGUUUGGAAUGGUUAUCAAGCACUUUGCUUUAAAAAUUGGUCGCAAAUAAAAGACGUUAUUGUGCAGGUUGAUUUAAAUGACACCACCACAAUAGUUGGAGCAGAAAAUCUUGUUAAUGCUGCUUACAAGUUAGGUCCAGUUGGAGGAGUUUUUAAUGCGGCAAUUGUUUUACAAGAUGCUAAUAUAACGGAUCAAACACAGGAAAAAUUCGAGGCCGUUUUUAAACCAAAGUAUAUUUCUGGUCGGAACAUGGACACGGUUACAAGAAAGUUUUGUCCACAGUUGGAUCAUUUUGUCGUGUUUUCAACGGUAUUUGCUGGCAGGGGAAAUAUAGGUCAAACUAAUUACGCUAUGGCUAAUUCGGCGCUAGAAAGAAUGUGUGAAAAGCGAAGAAGUGAAUGUCUUCCAGGUUUAGCUAUCCAAUGGGGUCCGAUGGAAGUGGGUUUUUUGGCAACAACCGAUGUUGAACAAAAAAAUUUGCUUAACUUGGUGCCACAGCAAAUUAAUUCCUGUUUGGAUACGUUAGAGAGAUUUAUGAUCCAAAAUGUUGUGGUUGGAUCUAGUUUAAUUUUAGCCGAAGCGAGCAAAUUAGAAGGGGGCAAAACCACUCAAAAAACAUUAUCAGGCUCAAUUGCAGAUAUUCUUGGCAUUACAGAUAUUGAUUCAAUAAAUAAGGAUUUAAGCCUUUCCCGUCUAGGACUCGAUUCUUUAAUGUUAGCAGAAGUAAAGCAUACUCUAUAUCGUUAUUUUGAGCUAGACAUGGGAACCGAAGAAAUAAGAGGCUUAACAUUUAAUGAUUUAAUAAACCUACACACAGAUAGAGAUAAGUCAAAAACUUACGUAAAGUCGAAAGACUUUCCACCUCCACUAUUAUCGAAACAACCUAUAACACAAAUAAAAGAAGUUAAGGGUAGUAGCAAAACAAUAUUCAUAAUACACCCAAUUGAAGGAUAUAUACACUAUCUUAAACCAUUGGCAAACCUGCUAAAUGCAACCAUUUUUGGCGUAGAAUGUACAAGAGAAAGUAAUUUUAGUACAAUUAAUGAAAACGCCCAAUACUUCUUAAAAUACAUAAAAGAGAUUCAACAAAGAGGACCAUACUACUUAUGCGGGUAUUCGUAUGGAGUAAGUUUGGGUUUGGAAAUAGGUCUUCAGCUCGAAAAAGGGGGAGAAACCGUUCAACUUCUAGCUAUAGAUGGCGCACCUGACUAUUCCAGAAAAAUAUUUUCAAAUUGUGGUGAUUUGCAACAGAAGAUCUGUAGACUAUUUCCGUCUCUUUUUAAAAAUGUUAACCUUGAUACGGUAAAAGAAAUUAUGGAAAAAUUCCAAAAAUCAGAGGAAUACCUGCCUUUGAUCUUCAAGUUGAUAUCGGAUGAGAGUGGAAUAGGACUGGAAGAUGUUGAAUAUUCGGGAAGACAUUACUUAAGCAGGUGCCAUGCAUCAUUUGUGUAUUAUCCUGAUGAUAUAUUUAAAGGAAAGUUGAAGCUUGUUAGAAGAAUUAUUAAUCUUCAAGAUGAAUCAGAGGACUAUCAAUUACAAAAGUAUUGCCAACAAACAGUCGAAAUCGAAAAAUUAAAUGGAGAUCACCUUACCAUUCUUUUUGGAGAAAAUUUAACAAUUUUGGCAAAAAUCGUCAGUGAUUGGUUCAACAUUUAAAGUAUAAUAUGUACGCAUUUUCCUAACUGACUUAAGUAUUCGUUCUUUAUAGU
Messenger RNA from Diabrotica virgifera virgifera (western corn rootworm), 7010 nucleotides. RefSeq names its product fatty acid synthase-like. Gene Ontology annotation, biological process: fatty acid biosynthetic process. The coding region runs from base 121 to 6957 and encodes 2278 amino acids. The record is from RefSeq and is a predicted model, not a curated record. Lineage: Eukaryota; Metazoa; Arthropoda; Insecta; Coleoptera; Chrysomelidae. The transcript has 23 exons. Gene Ontology annotation, molecular function: fatty acid synthase activity; oxidoreductase activity.